Molecule: messenger RNA, 2691 nt
Organism: Lachancea mirantina
Lineage: Eukaryota; Fungi; Ascomycota; Saccharomycetes; Saccharomycetales; Saccharomycetaceae
Source: the annotation of a GenBank genome assembly
AUGAAGCUUAGGGAAACCAUCUACAACGUUGGAUAUCCUGUUUACGGCGCAAAGUUUCUUAAUGAAAAUGUGCUAUUAGUUGCUGGUGGUGGCGGGGAGGGAAACAAUGGCAUACCUAAUAAGUUAACAGCUCUUCGAAUUGAUUUCGCCAAGAAAAAAGUUGUUAAAAGAUUUAGAGAAUUAGCUUUGGACCCGAAUGACGAUUCACCGACAACUCUGGAUGCUGCGCAGAAUACUAUACUUAUGGGAUGUAAUGAAAGUUCGGCAAAAAUUAAGAAUAAUGGCGAGAAUCAUCAUUUGAGAAAGUACGUGUUUGAAAACGAACACUUGAAAUUUGUAGCAAGCGUGGAUUUGGAUCGAUCCGGGAACUCAGAAGACUAUACGAAGCUUACGUAUAUCUCCCAGGAUGGUACAGUAGCGGCUAGUGCGUCGUCACGCGUUCCGACGGUGAUCAGAAUCUUGAAUCCGGGUCCGUUGUCUGAAACGUACGAAAUUGAGACCGGAAACGACGUCAAGGAUCUUCAUUUCAGUCCCGAAGGUAAGGUGCUCAGCUAUAUUACUCCUUCUACCUUGGAAGUGGUCUCCAUCGUGACUGGAAGAUUUAUCGUUAGGAAAACAGAUUUCGACCCAAAUUGGGCUCUUUCUAAAAUCAGAUUCACGGGCGAAGACACUGUUCUUAUUGCCGCAAGUUUGCGCAAGGGUUCAGGUGUAGUGCUCAUUACGAUUAGUCUCAAGAGUGGCAGUGCGUCCCUCUUGAAAACGCAACUGAUCACCAAUAAAAUAAAGGGAGUCACAUCCAUGGAUGUAGAUUCCAAAGGUCAACUUGCCGCAUUUGCAGGAAGUGACAAUUCCGUUCUUCUUGUGAAACUAAACACUCUUGCGAUUUCCAGGUGGUUCAAACAUGUCCACACUUUCGCAGUGACGCGAGUCGCCUUUUCCCCCGACAGUAAGCUACUCUGCAGCGUUUCAGCAGCUAACACUAUGCAUGCCGUUGAAAUUCCAGAAAAUUUGGCCUCGUCGACGAGCUUUUUACAAAAAGUUAAGACUUUUGUGGUCAAUUUCGUUUUAGUUGUUAUGGUCGCAGUUCUGGCCCAGCUCUGUUUUAAGUAUGACCUGCAUACUAAAACCUAUCGAAUCCUGCGCAGGAGAUUUGAGAAAACAGAUUCCUCGUCUUAUUUCAAGCUAAAUGACGUAUAUCGUCAAACGACGUUAGUCGGAGAUAUGGUUAGUGUCUCCACUCAUACUAUGCCUCGAGAAACAGACUCGGCUUAUGUACACACCGAGAAUUGGUUUGAAAACGACCCUUUAGCCUCGAAGUUUGCCAACGCGAGUCUAACAGAGCCAGAAAGUUGGAGCUCAUUGGCGACUGACACUUUGACCAGUUGGCAAUCUUCGAAAAAGCCUAAUAAAACUCCAAAUGCAUCAGUACCACAUUCGAAGACUACGCAGUCCAGUGAUGCUUUUGUCUCUAUGAAGGAAUUAAAAUUAUCAAGUCUCAGUACACCAGUGACAACGUCUGAGGACACGGGAACAGUAAGCACUGCGACUGGCCUAAAUCUCAGUGUCGAAAACGACUCCUUGGAGGCGGUCAGCUCUUUUGCUGUGCCGGCAUUUCUUGAAGCUACCUCUGAGGCGAUGAAUUUAAAUGAAUCAAAGGUGACACCGGAGGCUCAUCUUGAAUCAAUUGACACUAACUCCAGAGACGGCAUUGCCGAUAUUCCCGUAAACCCCAGCCAUCGCUUGAGUGACGUGGAAGAUACAGAGGUAUUAAGUGAGGUUCAGGAAGUUUUGACACAAUCUUCGUCGUCGGUAGAGCGUAAAGAAACAGAAAUCAGUGAACAGGCUUCAAAUCCUGGUCAUGAGACUAUAGUGAAAUCAACCCUUUCACUAACAUCUAUAAAGCUGACUGAUGAUCGCACGGCUUUCACUGAACCCGCUGUGUAUGCUCCCACUGACACUGUAAAAUAUGAGACACGAAAGGAGCAUGUUCUAUCAGAUGCUAGUGAGUCAACCGAGAAUGCAUCAACCUUAGACAGCAUUGACUCUGAGAGUGACGAAGAAAGAGAACUCCAAGUCACCUCCUCGCAGUUGUCGCCUGAACAAACCCCUUCUGAAUCUGUCAAGGUUGAAGCUAUUGCUAAAUUGUCCAUUUUCAGUCUUUCUGGCGAGGAAAUAUAUCCCACCACGCAGAAGAGCGUCGAAGAAGUCACUUCAUCUAAAAAAGGCUCUGAGUUUAGUUUCGACAAGACUAUCAGUGUUUCGGUCGACCCUGGUAGUGGGGAGGGACUGACACUUGAUUCCACUCUGCAGACUGGUGACUCUAACAUGGGCGGAAAAAAUAUUGAGUCGUUGAAGGAAACUUCCAAAGUAACCACAGCAUGGGAGUCAACUGCUUCGCCUGAUGUACAAUCGAGUUCCUUCGCCCUUCCUGAUGAUUUUGAUAAUCAGAUAACGCCAGAAAUAUCAGAAGGUAAAGAGAUUGACAGUAAACACGACCUUGAUACAUUGCCCGAAAAGAUUGGAGUCGAGCUCUCGGAGACGGACGAGUUUAUGGACGCGCCUCCUGACUCGAGUUUGAUUGGCUUGACCUCCGCCAAUGAGAUGACUGCUUCGGCAUAUAGCCCGGAGGAUUUGUCACAGGAUGCUAGACGAUCGACUUCUUCAAAUGAUGUAGCACAUGAUGAGCUCUGA